AUGGCAAGUGCUGUCAGGAUUGUCAUUCUUGCCAUUGUUUCCCUGUCGUCGCUGACAAAUUGCCAGGAGGGAAUCUUACAUAUUUCAGAUGGCGUAACAGAGAAAGAAUUCUGCAUUGUUCAUAAUCACUCAUGGACUCCGCUGGCACAAUCCCUGGAUAUGUCGUUGGCCUACCCUUUGCUAAAUUUGACCUCCCAAUUGCUUUGCAACAGCUCAGGGGUCACUCCAGACAGUGUCAACGGAAAAGCUGUGGUGGUGAUGCGAGGAGACUGUGAUUUCAGCCAGAAAGCUUUGAUUGCUCAGAAACUUGGAGCUACCAUUUUGCUCAUAGCAAGCAACACAACUUUGAUUACCCCAUCAGCCAAUGAAUCUGAAUAUGCAAAGAUUACUAUUCCCCUGGCACUUAUGAGGUACAGGGACUUCCUACAAGCGCAAAAGGUGUUCACUGGGGAGAUGCAAGUGAAGCUGUAUGCCCCACCACAAGCUAAAAUAGACCCGAGCAUUAUUGUUAUGCUUCUUAUUGCUGUAAUAACAGUUUCUCUGGGUGGUUUCUGGAGUGGUGCAUGUGAAAGAGAGAGAUUAAGUAUGGGCCGUGACAAUGAAGGACAAGCUGAAAGCAAAAGUGACACAGAGAUCUCCAUUUUCUCCCCUCUAAAAGUGCUGCUCCUGGUUUUAGUGAUGUGUGGAAUGCUUGUCCUCAUGUACUACUUCUACAAAGUCUUAGUGUACGUCAUCAUUGUUAUUUUCUGUGUGGCAUCUGCAAAUGCUCUGUUUUUCUGCUUUGAUGCUGUGUUGGAUCAAAUUGGCUGUGGCACUAUAAGGUUUUCAGUGAGGAAUCGGAAUUUUUCUGUCAGGUCAAUUAUUCUGGCUUCUGUGUGCAUUGUGAUUGCUGUGAUUUGGGGAGUGUACAGGAAUGAAGACCGAUGGAUCUGGGUACUGCAGGAUAUCCUUGGCGUUGCGUUCUGCCUUAACUUCAUAAGAACAAUAUCAUUGUCUAACUUUAAGAUCUGUGUGAUUCUACUGAGCCUCCUUCUUAUUUAUGACGUCUUCUUCGUUUUUAUCACCCCAUUCUUCACCAAGAAUGGAGUCAGUAUCAUGGUGCAGGUUGCACUUGGCCCGGAUGUGUCUGGCGAAAAGAUGCAGGAUAACAUGGUGGAGGUGCCUGCUGAGCCCCAGCCCCCUACAGAAAAACUCCCUGUUGUUAUGCGAGUCCCUCGGUUCUCAGGCAUGGCCCAGAAUUUAUGCGGGAUGCAAUUCUCAAUUCUGGGCUAUGGAGAUAUUCUUAUUCCAGGGUUACUGGUAGCUUACUGCAGUAGGUUUGAUGUGUGGGUAAAUAGUAAAUGGAAGGUCUACUACACCAGCUGCUGUGCAGCUUACCUGAUGGGACUGAUCGUCACAUUUGCAGCCAUGCUUCUGUCUGGGAUGGGUCAGCCAGCCUUGCUUUACCUAGUGCCUUUUACUCUAAUAACCUCUGCUGUGGUGGCUGGAUGCAGAAGAGAAAUGAAAACAUUUUGGAAUGGACAGAUCUAUGAAGUCUUGGAUUCAUCCAGGGAACCUUUGCUACCAGAGGGAAGAACUGAACGAGCCAUAGAAGGCCAACCGAGACCAGCGUCAAUAGAUGGAUACACGCUGCGACACAGCUCUUCCUCAGUCUCAACGGUGAAGAGGAUGUCCCAGAAACCCUGGAUCGAGAACACAUUCAGCAAGCGGGAAUGUGUGUAUAUGCUCACAGUGUCCAGAGACCCCCACAGAUGCCUUCCAGGAUGCCAGAUUUGCAAACAGCUUGUUCGGUGCCACUGUGGGCGCCUUGCACGGCAACAUGGCUUCUCAGUCGGCAUUGCUUCCAAAUAUUCGGACGUGAGGUUGGGUGAGAAUGGCAACCUGUCUGUGCCUGAGUUGGAGGAAUGGUCAGUGGAGAAACACACAGAGGCCUCUCCCACAGAUGCCUACGGAGUCAUCAACUUCCAAGGAGGCUCUCACUCGUACAGAGCCAAGUAUGCGCGUUUGUCCCAUGACUCGCAGCCUGAGAACAUCUUGCGACUGAUGUUGAAGGAAUGGCACAUGGAGCUUCCCAAGAUCUUGAUCUCCGUUCAUGGAGGAGUUCAAAAUUUUGAGCUUCACCCUCGUAUCAAGCAGGUGGUGGGGAAAGGCCUAAUUAAAGCUGCAGUCACCACCGGGGCCUGGAUUUUCACUGGAGGUGUCAACACAGGUGUUGCAAAGCAUGUUGGAGAUGCUCUGAAAGAGCAUUGCUCAAGAUCAUCUAAGAAAAUAUGCACGGUCGGCAUUGCUCCAUGGGGAGUGAUUGAAAACAAAGAUGAUCUCAUCGGCAGAGAUAUCAUCGCACCCUACCAAACACUUCUGAACCCUCUCAGUAAACUCAACGUACUCAACAAUCUACAUUCUCAUUUUCUCUUGGUGGACGAUGGCACAGUGGGGAAGUACGGCGCUGAAGUCCAACUUCGUAGAGACCUGGAGAAGCACAUCAACCUGCAAAGGAUUCAUGCUCGUAUUGGUCAGGGUGUACCUGUUGUGGCCUUAAUCUUGGAAGGAGGCCCCAAUGUGAUCCUGACCGUCCUCGAGUAUCUCCAGGAGACUCCUCCGGUGCCGGUGGUGGUGUGUGAAGGAACUGGCCGUGCUGCAGACAUACUGGCCUAUGUUCAUAAGCAGACUGAGGAGGAAGGAAAUCUUCCUGAUGGCGUGGACAUUGACAUUAUUGCAACCAUAAAGAAAACUUUUAAUUUUGGCCAGAGUGCUGCGGUCCACCUCUUUCAGAAGCUUAUGGAGUGUAUGAAGAGCAAAGAACUGAUCACAGUGUUUCACAUAAGCUCAGAGGAACACCAGGACAUUGAUGUGGCUAUCCUAAGAGCCUUACUUCAAGGUACAAAUUCAUCUCCCUUCGAACAGCUCGUCCUGACGAUGGCCUGGAACCGUGUGGACAUAGCCAAGAAUCAUGUGUUUAUUUAUGGACAGCAGUUAAUGGUUAGCUCUCUGGAGCAGGCCAUGCUGGAUGCUCUUGUGAUGGACAGGGUGGAGUUUGUGAAACUGCUCAUUGAAAAUGGCGUUAGCAUGCAUCGAUUUUUGACAAUCAACCGACUUGAAGAGCUUUACAACACUAAACAGCCCCCAAACAACCCAACUCUUUUAAACCUGGUUCGGGAUGUGAAACAGAGCCAUCUCCCUCCAAACUACAAGAUCACGCUCAUAGAUGUUGGACUGGUUAUUGAGUACCUGAUGGGUGGAACUUACAGGUGCAACUAUACUCGGAAAAGGUUCAGAAUCAUUUACAACAAUCUCCAUGCCAACAACAGGCGGUCUGGGCGACACAUGCCUGGUCCUGGUUCCCAUUUGCGAAAAGGUCACGAGUCUUUUAGCAUGCAAGCUGACAAAAAGGAAAAAACAAGACACAACCACUUCAUCAAAACGGCACAGCCAUACAAACCAAAGCCGGAAACUUCCAUGGAUCAAAACAAGAAAAGAACCAAGGAGGAAAUUGUAGACAUUGACGAUCCAGAGACCCGGCGUUUUCCUUACCCUUUCAAUGAACUUCUAGCGUGGGCAGUGCUGCUGAAGAGGCAGAAAAUGGCUUUGUUCUUUUGGCAACAAGGAGAAGAAAACAUGGCUAAGGCUUUGGUGGCCUGCAAACUCUGUCGAUCAAUGGGCUAUGAGGCUAAAAAAAGUGACGUUGUAGAUGACACAUCUGAGGAGUUUAAAGAAUAUUCCACUGAGUUUGGAACCCUGGCUGUAGAUCUGCUGGAGCAGUCGUUCAGACAGGAUGAGACUAUGGCCAUGAAGCUGCUGACUUAUGAGCUCAAAAACUGGAGUAAUUCCACCUGUCUCAAACUGGCCGUGUCCUCCCAUCUUCGGCCGUUUGUAGCUCAUAACAGCACACAGAUGCUGCUGUCCGAUAUGUGGAUGGGGCGACUAAACAUGCGCAAGAACUCCUGGUACAAGGUGAUUCUGAGUAUCUUGGUGCCGCCUGCCAUCCUUUUGUUGGAAUACAAAUCCAAAGCUGAGAUGGCUCACAUCCCUCAGUCACAGGAUGAUCACCAGAUGACGAUGGAGGACAGUGAAAGCAAUUUCCAAAACACUGUUGAUGACAUUCAGAUGGAUGUGUUUAAAGAAAGCAGAGUGCAUGACCACAUGGAAGUAAAAAAUGAAGUGGAAACACAAACUCGCCCCAGAAAACUUCCAUUAACUAGGAAAAUCUAUGCCUUCUACCAUGCUCCCAUUGUCAAGUUUUGGGCCAAUACGCUUUUCUACCUUGCCUUCUUGAUGCUCUACUCGUAUGUGGUUCUGGUCAAGAUGCCUGAAUGGCCUUCUCCUCAGGAGUGGAUUGUUAUUCUCUACAUAUUUACAUCUGCCAUUGAAAAGAUUAGAGAGAUGUUCAUGUCUGAAGCUGGCAAAAUAAGUCAGAAGAUAAAAGUGUGGUUUAGUGAAUAUUUUAAUCUGUCUGACUUUGUAGCAAUUGUGACUUUCUUCAUUGGCUUUGGUCUGAGACUGGGAGGUGUGGAAACUUUUGUCCCAGGACGGACAGUUUAUUGUCUCAAUAUAAUCUUCUGGUAUGUGAGACUGCUUGACAUACUCGCUGUCAACCAACAAGCCGGACCCUAUGUCACAAUGAUUGCUAAAAUGGUGGCCAACAUGUUUUACAUAGUGGUGAUAAUGGUUAUUGUGCUGCUAAGCUAUGGCGUGCCUCGAAAAGCUAUCCUCUACCCACAUGAAGAGCCCAGCUGGACACUGGCCAAAGAUGUGGUGUUUCAGCCAUAUUGGAUGAUGUAUGGGGAGGUGUAUGCCUAUGAAAUCGAUGUCUGUGCCAACAACAGUGAUAGUUCUGUGAAGGAUUUAUGUGCAGCAGGAGUUUGGUUAACUCCUCUACUGCAAGCUGUCUACCUCUUUGUACAGUACAUUCUAAUGGUCAACCUCCUCAUUGCCUUUUUCAACAAUGUCUACAUUCAAGUGAAGUCCAUCUCAAACCUUGUGUGGAAAUACCAGCGAUACCAUUUUAUCAUGGCCUAUCAUGAAAAGCCCGUUCUGCCGCCGCCGUUCAUCCUCCUCUGCCAUAUAUACUCACUGUUCUGUAUGUGUAGGAAGCGGAAGAAAGAGAAUACUUAUGGACCAAAACUGUUUCUCACAGAGGAAGACCAAAAAAAGCUACAUGAUUUUGAAGAGCAGUGCGUGGAGACAUAUUUUCAUGAAAAGGACGAUCAGUUUCACUCUGGUAGUGAGGAACGCAUACGCCUCACCUCAAAAAGAGUUGAGACCAUGUGUAUGCAACUAAAAGAAGUUGGGAACAGGGUCAAUUACAUAAAAAGCUCUUUGCACACCCUGGACUCUCAGAUCGGCCACCUCCAGGACCUUUCCGUUCUGACCGUGGACACCCUUAAGACCCUCACUGCUCAGAGGGCGUCUGAGGCCAGCAAAGUCCACAAUCAGAUAACCAGAGAACUGAGCCUUUCCAAGAAUUUAGUACCCAGCAUUGCCCCUGUGCCGAUGGACACGGGACGCCUCUCCAAAUCCUCCGUCAUUGGGAAAUGCAGUUUUGGGACUUACUUUGGGUCCUCGUUUGGCUCCUAUCCUCAAGCAGGGGCUAACAUUGCAGAUUCCCUGUUUGGAAAUACAAGUGAAAUUGCCCGCAGAUUCAUGGGAAAGGACUCCAGUUUGAGUCCAGAAAAGAGGGGCUUGUUUGGGCUCGGGCCGUCAGAUCUUGAGGCUGGCUCCUCUAGCAGUGCAGGCCCCAGUGCCUCGGCCCGAAGUGCUUUGGCCUUGUCCCCUCCAGAGCUGCCCCUCCGAGGCCACUCUCUCACACAGAGACUGAGCCGUCCACAUGAGCCGGGCUUUUCCGACUCUCCUUCCAGCCUUCCUAAUGUGCCCUCAAGUGGGGCACUUUUCCACAUCAGCAGCACCCCCUCCAGCCAACCUGAAAUGACUUCCGCUGGUUUUGACCAGGCCAUGCUGCUAGAGAGCACAACUGUAGAGUUUGGGGCAUUUGUUGGACAUAAAGACAGUUUGGGACACUCCUCACCAAAACCUGGUACGAGCACACAGCCAACGCCUGACGCACAAACAAGACCACAGUCUGAAACACAGGGUCACAUGAGGGCAGUCAGCUCGUACGCAGGCUUCACAGACUUUGGACGGAAUCCUGGUUUUCUCCAUCCUGACUCGACUUUGAAAAGGGACAAGAGCAGAGUUUCAGCUGAAGACAUCCUCACUCAUGAAAAUGCUCGAACUGCUUUACUGGAAAGGGUGCAAAUCAAAUCAGCCCAAACCAGCAGCCUACGUGCCCCAGUGGAAGAUGCCUCCAACGCCGCAGUUUCUCUGUUCACACCUCGCAACGCUCACCUUGGAGCCAGAAAGGACUCUAUUGGCUCACCGUUUAAACCUAUGGAAAAUGUCCAAUUCUCAGCUGUGGAGCGAAACAACCUAAUGAGGCUGUCCCAUAGUAUUCCCUUCACCCCUGUGCCCCCUAAAGGUGAACCUGUCACUGUGUACCGCCUGGAAGAAAGCUCUCCCAACACCAUCAACAACAGCAUGUCUUCCUGGGCCCAGCGCGGCCUUAGUGCUAAAAUUGAGUUCCUUAGUAGAGAGGAAAUGGGUGGGGGUCUUCGACGCGCUCUCAAAGUUCUCUGCACAUGGUCCGAGUACGACAUCCUCAAACAGGGGCACCUGUACAUCGUCAAGUCCUUCCUUCCGGAGGUGAUCCAGACCUGGCAGAGCAUCUACAAGGAGGAGACUGUGCUGCAUCUCUGUCUCAGGGAAAUUCAGCAGCAACGAGCUGCCCAGAAGCUCACAUUUGCCUUCAAUCAAAUCCGACCGAAAACAAUUCCUUAUUCACCGAGGUUUCUGGAGGUGUUCCUGCUCUAUUGUCACUCUGCUGGACAGUGGUUUGCCAUAGAGGAAUGCAUCACCGGAGAGUUCAGAAAGUUUAACAACAACAAUGGAGAGGAGAUUGUUCCCACCAGUCUGCUUGAGGAAACAAUGCUGGCCUUCAGCCACUGGACGUACGAGUACACGCGCGGAGAGCUGCUGGUGCUCGACCUGCAGGGUGUGGGGGAAAUUCUGACCGAUCCAUCCGUCAUUAAGAGUGGUGAGAAGGGGUCAUAUGAUAUGAUUUUUGGUCCUGCCAACCUGGGGGAUGAUGCCAUCAGAAAUUUCCGUGCAAAACAUCACUGCAACUCCUGCUGCAGGAAACUCCGACUUCCUGAUCUGAAGAUAAACGAGUACACCCCAGACAAGGCGUCCUUCCCCCAAGACGACCCCGCCAAUCCAGGAGGUGGAGUCAAAGAGUCCCGCCAGUCCCUCCGGCUGCUUUAG
Molecule: messenger RNA, 7314 nt
Organism: Knipowitschia caucasica
Lineage: Eukaryota; Metazoa; Chordata; Actinopteri; Gobiiformes; Gobiidae
Source: the annotation of a GenBank genome assembly